AGGUUAGAUCCGCGGCGCAUAAUUAAAGAGUGUGUGUCAGUAAAAUGGAUGGAAGAUAAGAUACAUUUCCAACCGGUAGAAGGAAGAAGAUAUGAGGAAGCCCAAAGUCUAAAUCUACGCGUGCCUAAUUUUAUUGGGCAAAAGUUUUUAAUACCAUAUACGUAAUGAUUCUGUUUUGUGCUGUGUGAUUAGACACGAGGAUGUUACUUUCCUCCACGCCCAUCCUCUGCAUUGCACCGCUCCACCUCAUUAAUGAAUUUUUACAGUCAUUCAAUCUCUGGGCAUUUUAGUUGGGUCUCUCUGUAUUACGGGGCUGCAGAGGAUUUUCACUGUACUCUGGUUUUGUGCUGAAAAUGGAGUGGGUUUUGAACAAGGUCUUUUUUCCAGUCCGGAAAGCUUUGCUUGGCCUUGCCACUCGUGUCAGAACAAGAAAAACUGGAUGGAGAUGCGGUCCCUGUUCCUCAGCUUUGAUCAGUAUAAGGGGUGAAAGUUGUCUUAGUUCUGGAGGGGGGCUUCUGAAGCUUCACAAUGAUGUGCAGACAUGUGGGUACGAGGAUGUUCAAGUGAUGUGGGAAAUGCUAAAGAAAACAGAAACUUCUCAGGAUUCUCCCAAAAGGAGGCGGCCAUUGUGGCGACUUUCUUCAUGGGGUAGCUGCAGGCGCACUUGAAUUAAUUGAACACAAUGGUCCAUGGUCGAACCUUUAUAAAAUUUGUGGCGCGACCUGGUCAUUUCUGUACAUAAAUACUAAGCCACUAUGAUAUAAUAAAUCAGUUAUUUUUCGAUACAUUUCACCCCUUCACAAUUUGCAGAGGAUGGACCACAAUCAUGGGUGAGGGUUUGGGAAGAACGUCUGUUGCUCAGCUUUAGGAAAGAGUUGGGAAAAUUUCCGAUUGAUAUGCCUCGUUCAGAAAGUAGAGUACACGAAUGAAUGUGUACCCAAGCCUUGGCAGAGUAGAGCCAAGGUAAAAGGAUAUGACUGUAAUGCUAUGGUUCUUUAUAGAAAUAAAUUUUGAUGGUUCUCCCAGUUGGGAUGAAAUUA
Messenger RNA from Cryptomeria japonica (Japanese cedar), 1040 nucleotides. RefSeq lists its product as uncharacterized. The transcript has 3 exons. The coding region runs from base 354 to 668 and encodes 104 amino acids. The record is from RefSeq and is a predicted model, not a curated record. Lineage: Eukaryota; Viridiplantae; Streptophyta; Pinopsida; Cupressales; Cupressaceae.